UCCGCACUUCGAGAACGGCGGAUCAGAUCAGAACGCGGGAUACAAUAACAUCGAUCGCGAAUACUUAUUAUAUUAGGAGCCAUUUUACUGCUAAGAUAUCCGGAACGGACUGGCGAGCUCAUUCAUCAUUGUCGCCCAUUUGCUGUCCCACAUAUUCCUCACUCCGUUUACGGCGAUGUCAACUAAUCGGGGUAAACUCAGCAGUUCUACUUCGUCGUUCACUGCAGGACUAGUUUUAUGUAUUGCCUUAUGCAGUGUUAUAACUGCCACAUCCGAUAAGCCCAAUAUAAUCAUUAUUAUGGCCGAUGAUUUGGGUUUCGACGACGUAAGUUUCCGCGGCUCCAACAACUUCCUCACUCCCAACAUUGAUGCUCUGGCCUAUAGCGGAGUGAUCCUGAACAAUCUAUACGCCGCUCCCAUGUGUACUCCCAGUCGAGCUGCUCUUCUAACUGGAAAAUAUCCCAUUAGUACAGGUAUGCAGCAUUAUGUAAUUGUGAACGAUCAACCCUGGGGUCUUCCAUUAAAUGAGACCACCAUGGCGGAGAUUUUCCGGGAAAAUGGCUAUCGAACUAGUCUCUUGGGAAAGUGGCACUUGGGAAUGUCACAGCGCAACUUCACGCCCACUCAACGGGGCUUCGAUCGGCAUUUGGGCUACCUUGGGGCCUAUGUUGAUUACUACACGCAGAGCUAUGAACAAAAGAACAAAGGCUUAAAUGGCCACGAUUUCCGGGAUAAUUUGAAAUCCACUCACGAUCAGGUGGGUCACUAUGUCACCGAUGUGCUUACCGAUGCUGCCAUCCAGGAAAUCGAGGAUCAAGGAUCGGGAAAAAAUAACCAGCCCCUCUUUCUGCUUUUAAAUCACCUGGCUCCACACGCUGGAAAUGAGGAUAGUCCAAUGCAGGCACCUGCCGAUGAGUUGGCCAGAUUCGAUUAUAUUGGAAAUGAAACCCACCGCUUCUAUGCCGCAAUGGUUUCGCGACUGGACAAAAGCGUGGGAAUGGUCAUAGACGCCCUGGCACGACAGGAAAUGCUCCAAAACAGCAUCGUACUCUUCCUGUCUGAUAAUGGGGGGCCAACCCAGGGAACCCACUCCACCACCGCCUCCAAUUAUCCAUUGAGGGGACAAAAGAAUACCCCCUGGGAGGGUGCCCUGCGAUCCUCGGCGGCCAUUUGGAGCACUGAGUUCGAGCGCUUGGGAAGUGUAUGGAAACAGCAAAUCUACAUUGGCGACCUCCUACCCACGUUGGCAGCAGCAGCGGGAAUAUCGCUGGACCCGGAACUCCACCUGGAUGGUUUGAACCUCUGGUCGGCCCUUAAGUACGGAUACGAGUCGGUGGAGCGGGAGAUUGUCCACAUAAUCGAUGAGGAUGUGGAGGAACCCCAUCUGUCAUACACGCGUGGCAAGUGGAAGGUAAUCAGCGGUAGUACCAAUCAGGGACUUCACGACGGCUGGCUGGGUGAAAGAGUGACCAGUGAGGUGGAUCCGCGGUCUGGGGAGUACGAGGAUAUCAUUCGGAACACCAGUGUCUGGCAACAGUUGCAGCAGGUAUCCGCCGGAGAGCGCAACAUCAGCGAACUGAGGGAUCAGGCCAGGAUCGAGUGCCCGGAUCCUGCGACAGGAAUCAAACCCUGCAUGCCCCUUGAGGCACCCUGUCUCUUCGACAUCGACGCGGAUCCCUGCGAACGGAGCAACCUGUAUGAGGAGUAUCAAAACACGACCAUUUUCCUGGAUCUUUGGGCUCGAAUUGAGCAGUUUGCCAAACAGGCCCACCCUCCGAACAAUAAACCUGCGGAUUCGGAAUGCGAUCCCCGAUUUUACAACAAUGAGUGGACGUGGUGGAAGGAUGAGCAGCGUUCUAAUUCGGGCACAAUUGUGGGGAUGAACGUUUUCAGCUUUCUCUUAGUACUCAUCCUUACGAGUCGGUAGAUUCUCUAAAUUCAAGAUAACUUCUUGUGUUUUAUACCAGCAAUAAUACUAAAAGGUAUUAAAAUUACUAUAGUACUAAUUUAUUUGCCGCAAAAAAUCGAGUAAUGGAAAUUGAUAAGCAAUGGAAAUAUUUAUUUAUGCUGAUAACAACUAGGCGGUGUCUCUAUACCACUCACUGUGAAUCGGGAGUUUGGAGCAAACCAAUUUAGAUAAUUUAUAAUUUAAUUUUGACCAAGCUGUAAACAUUUCUGAGUAAUGUCUAAAUGGCUCCAGUGUCCAAUAGCCAAUCCGCCUGCUUAUCUUAUCAAUCACUUCUGCGAAAACUGAUAAGCAGAAAACCCCCUUUAAAUCAAUCAAAACCACACAAAAGUAGAUCUCUGUCAAUCAAAGUGGUUUACAAGUGCUUAACAGAACUUAAUGAAAAUGUGAAGAUUUUUAUAUUUUACGACCAUCAGUUUACUCCAGGUUUAAUUUUGUAAUCAACCAAGCGGAUAUUAUGGUUAUCACAACGAUAAUGUUAAAAAUUAUAUGAGACUUAAUUUACUUGUUAUGUUUGCCAAAUUCACCAUAAGAUAUUAUAAACUAAGGCCCGUUUUUUCAUCCUUAUGAUAAAAUAAAAUAGGUUUAAGACAUCGAAACUAAAAAGCUGAAAAUAUAAUUUUCUUUUAACAUGAGGAGGAGCGAACGUCCUUAACUCAGUCAAACGUUAGGGUUUGUUUUGUAAAUAUUUUUUAAGCGAAUUAAAUUGCUUGUGAU
Molecule: messenger RNA, 2683 nt
Organism: Drosophila subpulchrella
Lineage: Eukaryota; Metazoa; Arthropoda; Insecta; Diptera; Drosophilidae
Product: arylsulfatase B
Exons: 8
Coding region: 176-1927 (583 amino acids)
Source: RefSeq, a predicted model, not a curated record